Messenger RNA from Fusarium odoratissimum NRRL 54006, 715 nucleotides. RefSeq lists its product as uncharacterized. The record is from RefSeq and is a predicted model, not a curated record. The transcript has a single exon. The coding region runs from base 23 to 715 and encodes 230 amino acids. NCBI's taxonomy places the organism in Eukaryota, Fungi, Ascomycota, Sordariomycetes, Hypocreales, Nectriaceae.
CCCUUCCUCACCUGUCAACAGCAUGCAGAGUCAUAAUUCGACUAUCAUUUACCCCAACGUCCCGCAAAAUGAAGCAGACCCGCGUUCUCGUAUCAAUGUCAUGAUUGACAUCUUCAACGCUGGUCUCUCAUCACGCGCGGGCGGCAAACUGGACCGAGGACUAUACCACGAGAUCUUCACUGCAUACAAACUUGUCCAGGAUUAUAAAAUCACGCAUGGUAGUCAGAUCUCCAGACCCCUCACUGAAUCAGAGAAGCGAGAGGGCCUCAAUGGCAGCUCCCAAAUGAUCACGGUGCCCUUACAGGGUAACAAGUACAGAGAGAUAGACAUGGUCUACAACGAGGGUGGGAUUACCCAUAUCGUCGAGGCUAAGAACACCAAGACUGUUGAUCACAGUCAGCUCCAGCCCAACAUCCAACUGGCGCAACAAAUCCAAGGAGCCUUGGUCUAUGCGAUCGGCGAAAAGGAUGGUCAGGAACGAGCUCUCAAAGAGGCAUACAAAAAGCUCCAAGCUCAACACCAGUCUAGCAGCACUGGGAACUUCCCUCCUCUGCAUGUCCUGCGUAUCCCGGACAAAGUCUCGAACAUCAUGUCGGACAACAAGCCGAUGAGCUUACUGUCACUUUCAUCGACGUUUCAGGUUUCCCAGUUCAAUAUAGCUGAGGUCACGGGGGAGUUUGAUCACGAAGAACGUGGAUUUUCGCUAUUUAGAUAG